UGAAUUUCCUUCUUUUUCUUUUCUGGUCUAAAAUCAAAAUCACGACAAUUAGCAAAUGUCGUCAACUCUCAACUCUCUAGAGGCCAAAUCCAAACUCUCUACGGCUCUCUCUGAUUAGUGAUUACUAGAUCCUUGUGCAACUGCCACAGAGAAAUCCAGCAACAUCCCAAUUCCAUCGCCAUGACUUUUCCCUCUCUCUUUCUUGCUUUCUUCCUCCUCACUUCUUCCUUCUCCCCGCUCGCCGCCGGCUCGUCCGCCGCAUACCCGAUCAUCCCCGGCACGGUGGACACCUCCGUCUCCGCCGCUCCAUCCGACGACCUAAUCCCUGUCCGGCGGGAGGUCUACGACGAUGGGAAGCUAUUCGACAUCACCCACAGGUACACUUCCGAUAUGCCGGUGUGGGAGAGUGACGAUGGGCUGGGUCAGUUUUUGUGGCUGCCCAAGAGUAUGAAGAAUGGGUCGCUUGCCAAUAACUCCGAGAUGAAGCUCCCUACCCAUACCGGAACUCACGUGGACGCCCCUGGCCAUGUUUUUGACCAUUACUUCGAUGCUGGUUUUGAUGUCGACACUCUCGACCUGGAAGUUCUUAAUGGUUGUCCUGCAUUGCUUGUUGAUGUGCCGAGAGAUACCAAUCUGACUGCUGAAGCUAUGAAGUCGCUUAACAUACCCCAGGGUGUACGCCGUGUGCUGUUCAGGACGCUAAACACCGACAGGAAGCUUAUGUUCAAAAAGCAGUUUGACACGAGCUAUGUUGGAUUUACCAAGGAUGGAGCUCAGUGGUUGGUGGACAACACGGACAUCAAGCUUGUUGGAGUUGAUUAUCUGUCAGUUGCUGCCUGGACUGAUUUGAUUCCUUCACAUCUAGUUUUUCUGGACAGCAGGGAAAUCAUUCUUGUGGAAGCGCUAAAGCUCGAUGGCAUAAAACCAGGGAUAUAUUCAGUACAUUGCCUACCUCUCAGAUUGAUCCGUGCUGAAGGAUCACCAAUUAGAUGCAUUCUCAUGAAAUGAUCUGGUGGUAUCAGACUGAUAAAAGGCUCCACAAUUAAACGUAGCAGGCUGGGGAUUGGUGUGGAACAUAGAACCAACCCCUUUGGAUUGUAGAGCUCAGAUAAUCUGUAUUGUAGAGUAAUAAAUUAUGACUACACACGUUGGUUAAUAGGAAUAAGAAAGGUCGAUGGCAUCCGACCCGUUAUGUUAAUUCUGCAGAUUGAUGAUGGUGUUAGUUUACUUUCCUCAUCUUCCAAAUCUCUAAAUUGUAAACCAUCCAAAGAUUUUAGUCCUUCGGAUUGUUAAAAAAAGAUUUUAAUUUUUC
Messenger RNA from Linum tenue, 1312 nucleotides. NCBI's taxonomy places the organism in Eukaryota, Viridiplantae, Streptophyta, Magnoliopsida, Malpighiales, Linaceae. The record is from the annotation of a GenBank genome assembly.